This is a messenger RNA of Acomys russatus (golden spiny mouse), 1348 nucleotides long. RefSeq names its product ganglioside induced differentiation associated protein 1 (gene Gdap1). Bases 1 to 1077 code for a protein of 358 amino acids. Gene Ontology annotation, biological process: mitochondrial fission; mitochondrial fusion. The record is from RefSeq and is a predicted model, not a curated record. Lineage: Eukaryota; Metazoa; Chordata; Mammalia; Rodentia; Muridae. The transcript is spliced from 6 exons. Gene Ontology annotation, cellular component: mitochondrial outer membrane.
AUGGCUCAGAUGCAGGACGAGGCGCGGGCGGGGGCGCCCCUGAGGGCGGAAGGCCGGCCGGACGCGGAGGUCAGGCUCAUUCUGUACCACUGGACGCACUCCUUCAGUUCUCAAAAGGUGCGCUUGGUAAUUGCUGAAAAGGCAUUGACGUGCGAGGAACAUGAUGUAAGUCUGCCCCUGAGUGAGCACAAUGAGCCUUGGUUUAUGCGUUUGAACUCAACUGGAGAAGUGCCUGUCCUUAUCCACGGGGAAAACAUAAUUUGUGAGGCCACUCAGAUCAUUGAUUAUCUUGAGCAGACGUUCGUGGAUGAAAGGACACCCAGGCUAAUGCCUGAUAAAGGAAGCAUGUAUUACCCACGGGUGCAGCAUUACAGAGAGCUUCUCGACUCCUUGCCGAUGGAUGCUUACACACAUGGCUGCAUUUUGCAUCCUGAGCUCACUGUGGAUUCCAUGAUCCCAGCAUAUGCAACCACAAGGAUUCGCAGCCAGAUUGGUAACACAGAGUCUGAACUGAAGAAACUUGCCGAGGAAAACCCUGACUUACAAGAGGCAUACAUUGCCAAACAGAAGCGACUGAAGUCAAAGCUGCUUGAUCAUGACAAUGUCAAAUACUUGAAGAAAAUUCUUGAUGAGCUGGAGAAGGUCUUGGAUCAGGUGGAAACUGAGUUACAAAGACGGAACGAAGAAACUCCAGAAGAGGGCCACCAACCUUGGCUCUGUGGAGAAUCUUUUACCCUGGCAGACGUCUCACUGGCUGUCACAUUGCAUCGACUGAAGUUCUUGGGGUUUGCAAGGAGAAACUGGGGAAAUGGAAAGAGACCGAACUUGGAAACCUAUUAUGAGCGUGUCUUGAAGAGAAAAACAUUUAACAAGGUUUUAGGCCAUGUCAACAAUAUAUUAAUCUCUGCAGUGCUGCCAACAGCAUUCCGGGUGGCCAAGAAAAGGGCCCCAAAAGUUCUUGGCAGCACCCUUGUGGUUGGUUUGCUUGUAGGAAUGGGAUAUUUUGCAUUUAUGCUUUUCAGAAGGAGACUUGGCAGCAUGUUUUUAGUGCUUAGACCCAGACCAAGUUAUUUCUAGGUUUGUUGGGCUCUGUAGUAGCAAGUCAUCCAACCAUUCCUCUAGACCCUCAUUCACUCUUCCAGACCCAGUGAAGACUUAUCCUGGACACCUAGUAGAAAGCAUACUUUACAAUGUUUAUUGGGGAAUUCAUGUGGGGAAAGGAGCUAAUGAUACAGGUUUUUUGUAGAGGAUGUGGCUUACUUCUAAUCCAUCCCUAAAGCAAGCGUGUGGAAGGUCGAGAUAUGUGACUGCUGACAGGUGGGGAGCAGACCUUUGACAGAGUUUGGCA